This is a messenger RNA of Pseudoliparis swirei, 1803 nucleotides long. RefSeq names its product karyopherin alpha 4 (importin alpha 3) (gene kpna4). The coding region runs from base 143 to 1705 and encodes 520 amino acids. NCBI's taxonomy places the organism in Eukaryota, Metazoa, Chordata, Actinopteri, Perciformes, Liparidae. The record is from RefSeq and is a predicted model, not a curated record. Gene Ontology annotation, cellular component: cytoplasm; nucleus; nucleoplasm. Gene Ontology annotation, molecular function: protein binding; nuclear import signal receptor activity. The transcript has 17 exons. Gene Ontology annotation, biological process: NLS-bearing protein import into nucleus.
UCCACCACCGGCAAUCCCAGUAUGCACCGCGGACAGAGCAGCAAAAAAUAGUCCGCUAACGAAAGGCUAAAGAAACCAGAAAACGGUAGCUCACCAGCUAAAUUCACGAGUAAGACUACUUAACGGAACCAGAAUCGCGAACAUGGCUGACAACGAGAAACUGGACAACCAGCGGCUGAAGAAUUUCAAGAAUAAGGGCCGUGAUUUGGAGACUAUGAGAAGACAGAGGACUGAGGUUGUGGUGGAACUCAGAAAGAACAAAAGAGACGAGCACCUUCUGAAGAGGAGAAAUGUUCCCAAUGAGGACAUCUGCGAGGACUCGGAUGUCGACGGAGAUUUCAGAUCGCAAAACACUUCUCUUGAAGCAAUAGUACAAAAUGCCACCAGUGAUAAUCAGGGCGUCCAGCUGAGUGCGGUUCAGGCUGCCAGGAAGUUGUUGUCCAGUGACCGUAACCCUCCCAUAGAUGACCUGAUUAAGUCUGGGAUCCUUCCUAUACUGGUCCACUGCCUGGACAGAGAUGACAACCCAUCUCUCCAGUUCGAGGCAGCCUGGGCUCUAACCAACAUAGCAUCUGGUACCUCAGAGCAGACCCAAGCUGUGGUCCAGUCCAAUGCUGUGCCACUGUUCCUGAGGCUGCUUCACUCUCCUCACCAGAAUGUGUGCGAACAGGCCGUCUGGGCCCUGGGCAACAUCAUAGGUGAUGGCCCCCAAUGCAGAGACUAUGUGAUCAGCCUGGGUGUGGUUAAGCCCCUGCUCUCCUUCAUCAGUCCCUCCAUCCCUAUCACCUUCCUCCGCAAUGUCACCUGGGUCAUGGUCAACCUGUGCCGCCACAAGGACCCGCCACCACCAAUGGAGACCAUUCAGGAGAUCCUGCCAGCACUCUGCGUGCUGAUCCACCACACUGAUGUCAGCAUCUUAGUCGACACGGUGUGGGCUCUGUCCUAUCUGACGGACGCUGGGAAUGAGCAGAUCCAAAUGGUCAUCGACUCUGGCAUCGUCCCUCAUCUGGUGCCUCUGCUCAGUCACCAGGAGGUCAAAGUUCAGACCGCUGCCCUGAGGGCUGUUGGGAACAUCGUCACUGGCACAGAUGAACAGACCCAGGUGGUGCUCAACUGUGACGCUCUCAGCCACUUCCCUGCACUCCUCACACACCCGAAGGAGAAGAUCAACAAGGAGGCAGUGUGGUUCCUGUCAAACAUCACAGCCGGCAACCAGCAGCAGGUGCAGGCUGUCAUUGAAGCCAAGCUAGUGCCCAUGAUCAUUCACCUGCUCGACAAGGGUGACUUCGGCACUCAGAAGGAAGCAGCCUGGGCCAUCAGCAACCUGACAAUAAGUGGAAGGAAAGAUCAGGUGGCCCACCUGAUUGAGAAGCAGGUGAUCCCGCCAUUCUGCAACCUGCUGACAGUGAAGGAUGCCCAGGUUGUGCAGGUUGUUCUCGACGGCCUGAGCAAUAUCCUAAAGAUGGCUGAUGAUGAGGCUGAAACCAUUGCUAACCUUAUUGAGGAAUGUGGAGGUUUGGAAAAAGUGGAGCAACUUCAGAAUCAUGAAAAUGAAGAUAUCUACAAAUUGGCAUAUGAAAUUAUUGAUCAAUUCUUUUCAUCUGACGAUAUUGAUGAAGACACCAGCCUGGUCCCAGAGGCCAUCCAAGGUGGAACUUACGGCUUCAACUCCGCCAACGUGCCAGCUGAGGGAUUCCAGUUCUAGACGGCUUCUGGGGUAUUCUGGAGUUUUGUUCACGAUGCAGCACUCUGUUCAACAUAAAAAAAAUUAGGAGAGAGAGAGCGAAAGAGAGCGAGAGUGUG